AUGCAGGGGUGGCCGAAAAUAUGCUACUGCUCCGCCCAGGGCGCAUUGGACAUCCUCGACCCUACGGGACCGAGCACUGCAGGGACCAUGGAAAGCGCUCCAAACGACCAGCACCUCUGCGCCUUCGGCUGCUCCCGUGGUUACUGUCCAUCCAUUUGCGUCACUGGCGACGACAUCGAGCCUCGGAUCGCUGGCUACUAUCUGCCGGAGUACAACGUUGAGGACAACAAAACUUUUCUUCUGAGCUGA
Messenger RNA from Colletotrichum spaethianum, 249 nucleotides. RefSeq lists its product as uncharacterized. The record is from RefSeq and is a predicted model, not a curated record. NCBI's taxonomy places the organism in Eukaryota, Fungi, Ascomycota, Sordariomycetes, Glomerellales, Glomerellaceae. The transcript is spliced from 2 exons. Bases 1 to 249 code for a protein of 82 amino acids.